AUGAAUUUGUUUGUUCAUAAUCGCCAAGAUGGGUCUGAUCAUGAGCUUAGCGGGAAAAGAUCUGUGAAUGAAGCAUUGCCUGGCAAGCACUGGGAUGUGCCUCCGUAUCAAGAAAUUAAGAAUUGUUUUAUGGAAAGGGAAGCCCAACCCAAUGAAGAACUUAAGAAUGAGAUUGUCUUAAAGUUCCUGAAGGAGCAUAUACAACCAAACAAGUUAGAUAAGUUUUCACUUAUGAUUGGGCUGGCAACACCCCCUGCAGCAAUGGCAGCCAAGAAAGCCGGUGAACGUGUACCUCAGCUCAAAUUUAUGAAAUCCGUUCCAGACAUUCUGUUUGUGCCUGGUGCUACAUUGUUAGCUCUUACAGGAGUUAGGUUUUCCAGAAUAUUUUUCCUCCAGCAAAAGCAUCUGAAGAGUGAAGACCAUCUAGUUGAAAGAAACCAUAUAGGAACAUCGGAUUCUUAA
Molecule: messenger RNA, 462 nt
Organism: Lycium barbarum (goji berry)
Lineage: Eukaryota; Viridiplantae; Streptophyta; Magnoliopsida; Solanales; Solanaceae
Exons: 3
Coding region: 1-462 (153 amino acids)
Source: RefSeq, a predicted model, not a curated record